Molecule: messenger RNA, 249 nt
Organism: Trichomonas vaginalis G3
Lineage: Eukaryota; Parabasalia; Trichomonadida; Trichomonadidae
Product: protein kinase-like (PK-like) family
Exons: 1
Coding region: 1-249 (82 amino acids)
Biological process (GO): protein phosphorylation
Molecular function (GO): protein kinase activity; ATP binding
Source: RefSeq, a predicted model, not a curated record
AUGAUACAAAUACCUGAAAUAUCUAUCUCCCUAAAGAAUUAUGGAUACGAGCUUCUUGAGCCAAUAGGUGAAGGAGGCUUUUCCUCAGUCUUCAAAGUGCAGGAUAUUAGAUACAACCAGCUAUUUGUUUGCAAAAUUACUAAAAUUUCACAUGAUAAAGAUAGCUCUAUCAAUUGCAAUGCACAAGCUCAGCAGUAUGUUAAUGAAGUCGAAAACUUAAAACUUAUUUGGCAUCCAAAUGUAAUAUAA